ACCCGUGACACGAGGGGGGGGGGCAGACCAGAGGCGCUGAUCCGCUCCGCCGCCGCAGACGCAGCAAAGACAGCGAAGGAGAGAAGAAGGAAAAGAGAAGAAGAAGAAGAAGAAGAAGAAGAAGGGCGAGAAGAAGCCUCCUCCUCCUCCUGAGGCCCAGAUGGACCCCCGCGCCAUGGGUCCCCGGGGGCCCCGGCUGCUGCUCCUGCUGCUGCCCCUCUGCGGCCUGCUGCCCCCCCGGGCCGGGGCGGACGAGCUGACGGUGUCGACGCCCUCGGGGCGGCUGCGGGGGGUGCGGGUGCCGGUGCUGGACGGCCACGUCUCGGCCUUCCUGGGGGUGCCCUUUGCGGAGCCCCCCGUGGGCCACCUGCGCUUCCGCCGCCCGGAGCCGGCCCGGCCCUGGAGCCACGUGCUGGACGCCUCGUCCUACCAGCAGGCCUGCUUCCAGGUGGUGGACAACACCUACCCGGGCUUCCACGGCACCGAGAUGUGGAACCCCAACCGCAACAUGAGCGAGGACUGCCUGUACCUGAACGUGUGGGUGCCCUCGCCGCGGCCCAAGAACGCCUCGGUGCUGGUCUGGAUCUACGGGGGCGGCUUCUACAGCGGCUCCUCCUCGCUGGACGUCUACGACGGGCGCUUCCUGACCCACACGCAGAAGGUGGUGCUGGUCUCCAUCAGCUACCGGGUGGGCGCCUUCGGCUUCCUGGCGCUGCUGGGCAGCCAGGAGGCCCCGGGCAACGUGGGCCUGCUGGACCAGCGCCUGGCGCUGCAGUGGAUCCAGAGCAACAUCCAGCACUUUGGGGGCAACCCCAAGGCCGUGACCAUCUUCGGGGAGAGCGCCGGCGGGGCCUCGGUGGGCAUGCACCUGCUCUCGGCCCAGAGCCGGCCGCUCUUCCGCCGCGCCAUCCUGCAGAGCGGGGCGCCCAACGGGCCCUGGGCCACCAUCACCCCGGCCGAGAGCCGCCGGCGGGCCACGGUGCUGGGCAAGCGGCUGGGCUGCCCGGCGGGCAACGACUCGGAGCUGGUGGGCUGCCUGCGGUCCAAGCGGCCGCAGGAGCUGGUGGACGAGGAGUGGGCGGUGCUGCCCUCCAGGAGCGUCUUCCGCUUCGGCUUCGUGCCGGUGGUGGACGGGGACUUCUUCCCGGACACGCCGGAGGCCAUGCUGAGCGCGGGCAACUUCAAGGAGACGCAGGUGAUGCUGGGCGUGGUCAAGGACGAGGGCACCUACUUCCUGAUCUACGGCGUGCCCGGCUUCAGCAAGGACAACGAGAGCCUGAUCAGCCGCGAGGACUUCCUGGAGGGCGUGCGCAUCGGCGUGCCGCAGGCCAACGACAUCGCCACCGAGGCCGUGGUGCUGCAGUACACCGACUGGCGCGACCAGGACAACGGCGAGAAGAACCGCGAGGCCAUGGACGACAUCGUGGGCGACCACAACGUCAUCUGCCCCGUCAUGCACUUCGCCGCCCGCUACGCCGAGCGCGGCCACCCCGUCUUCGCCUACCUCUUCGACCACCGGGCCUCCAACCUCAUCUGGCCCCCCUGGAUGGGCGUCCCCCAUGGAUACGAGAUCGAGUUCAUCUUCGGCCUGCCGCUCAACGACAGCCUCAACUACACCGAGGAGGAGAAGCAGCUCAGCCGCAGGAUGAUGCGCUACUGGGCCAACUUUGCCCGGACGGGGAACCCCUCGGACCCCUCGGAGAAGGACACCCCGUGGCCCCCCUACUCGCCCUCCGCGCAGGAGUACGUGACGCUCAACACGGGGCCCCUCCGCACCGAGCACAGCCUCCGGGCCCAGAUCUGCGCCUUCUGGAACCGCUUCCUGCCCAAGCUGCUCAACGUGACAGACAACAUAGAGGAGGCGGAGCGGCAGUGGAAGCUGGAGUUCCACCUCUGGAGCGCCUACAUGAUGCACUGGAAGAACCAGUUUGACCAUUACAACAAACAGGACCGCUGUUCGGAGCUGUGACCGGAGGCAGACCGGACGGACGGAUGGACAGACGUCGCCCCUCAUGUGCCAUUUAUCUCUCCCCCCCCCCAAAGGAAACCCCUUGCCCCCAAUGUAGCCACCCAGACAGGCACCCACCCCCUUAAAAAAAACCCAAAACCAAAUGCAGACCCCCCCCCCCUCCCUCCCUCUUCCUUCCUGAGCUGAACCCAAAGCAAUGGUCAAGUGUCCCACCGCCAGGACCAGAACCCCCCUCAAAUGACCCCAUUGGGAAACCCCCUUCUGCCCCCCCCCCCAUGAGACUCACUGUGACCUUUGCCCCCUAUUUAGAUCUAGACGGGGGGGGGGGCACUGACCCCUGACCCCUCCCAAAACCUCGUGGCUACUCCCCCUCCUCCUUCUCUUUGCUGUGAUAUGUAUAUACUGUUUAUUUAAAGAGGGAAAGGUGAUCAGAUGAAUACAUAUCUAUAUAUAUACAUCUCUAUUAUAUAUAUAUAUCUAUAAAUAUAUCUAUAUUUGAACUGUAUAGUCGCCGGAGACACGGCUCCUGCCGCCACUGCUGCAGGCGACCCUUCCCCUUAAGACCCCCCCCAGCCUGACCCCUCCCCCCAUAGGGCCAUUGUGGAGGGACCCCAAGGGCAUCUAGACCCCCACACCCUGGGGAGGGUCCCAAAGGGCAGACCCAGGAGGAACCCUAAAGAGCAUCUAGACCAUCCUUCCAGACCCAGGCGGGACCUCUGGGGCAUUGACACCUCCACAGACCCAUAGCAAGGACCCCAGAAGGCAUCUAGAUCAUGGUUUUGUGGUGGUUAAGAUGCCCUCGGGGGUCCCUCUUGGGUCUGGGGUGGUCUAGAUACCCUUUAGAUCCUUUCCAGGACCCAGGAGGAACCCCAAAAGACAUCUAGGCCACCCCUCCAGAUCCAGGAAGGACCCCAAAGGAUAUAUGAACCUCCUCAGACAUAGGAGGGACCCCCAAAGGGCAUCUGGACCUCCCCAGAUCCAAGAGGGACUCCAAAGGGCAUCUAGAUCAUGGGUUUGGGGAGGUCUAGAUGCCUUUUGGGGUCCAUCCUGGGUCUGAAGUGUUCUAGAUGCCCUUUCGAUCCUUUCCAGGACCCAGGAGGAACCCCAAAAGACAUCUAGGCCACCCUCCAGAUCCAGGAAGGAGCCCAAAGGACAUCUAGACGUCCUCAGACAUAGGAGGGACCUUCAAAGGGCAUCUGGACCUCCCCAAACCCAGGAACUAUCCCAAGGAGUAUCCAGACCUCAGACAUAGGAAGGACCCUAAAGGGCAUAUAGACCUGCCCAGACCCUGUAGGUACGCCAAGGGACAUCUAGACCUUCUGGAGACAUAGGCGGGAUCACAAAGAGCAUCUAGAUCAUGGGUUUGGGGUGGUCUAGAUGCCUUUUGGGGCCGCUCCUGGGUCUAGAGUGGUCUAGAUGACCUUUAUGUCCCUCCCAGGACUCAGGAGGAACCCCAAAGCGCAUCUAGACCUCCCCAGAGGUCAUCUAGAUGAUGGGUUUGGGGUGGUCUAGAUGCCCUUUAGCUCCCUCCCAAGACCCAGGAGGAACCCUAAAGGGCAUCUAGACCACCUCAGACCCAGGUGGGACCCCAAGGGGCAUCUAGAUCAUGUGUGUGGCUUGUCUAGAUGUCCUCAAGGGUCCCUCCUGGGUCUUGGGAGGGAGCUAAAGGGCAUUUAGACCAUCCCAAACCCAUCAUCUAGAUGACCUCUGGGGAGCUAGACCACCCCAGACAUAGCAAGGACCCCAGAAGGCAUCUAGAUCAUGGUUUUGUGGUGGUUAAGAUGCCCUUGGGGGGUCCCUCUUGGGUCUGGGGUGGUCUAAAUGACCUUUAGGUCCCUCCCAGGCCCCAGGAAGUACCUCACAGGGCAUCUAGACUACCCCAGACCCAAAGGGGACCCUACAGGACAUCUAGAUGAUGGGUUUGGGGUGGCUUAGAUGCCCUUUAGCUCCCUCCCAGCACCCAGGAAGAACCCCAAAGGGCAUCUAGACCACCUCAGACCCAAGGAGGACCCCAAAGGACAUCUAGAUGAUGGGUUUGGGGUGGCUUAGAUGCCCUUUAGCUCCCUCCCAGCACCCAGGAAGAACCCCAAAGGGCAUCUAGACCACCUCAGACCCAAGGAGGACCCCAAAGGACAUCUAGAUGAUGGGUUUGGGGUGUUCUAGAUGCCCUUUAGGACCCUCCACACACAUACGAGGGACCUCCGAGGGCAUCUAGACCACCCAGACCCAGUAGCCAAGUCCUUGUCCACAAAGCCCGGCCCCCUUGGUUAGUAUGCAGCCCCUUCCCUUUUCAAACUGGAGCCCCCCGCCCUCCCCAAUUCGCCUGCUUGGUAGCCGGCAGCGUGGUCUCCGCGCCCCGCGUGAAAAGCCCAAAUAAAGGACGGAAAGAACAAAAGGAAACUUC
This is a messenger RNA of Anolis carolinensis (green anole), 4373 nucleotides long. It is a transcript of the gene ache, whose product is annotated as acetylcholinesterase (Yt blood group). The coding region runs from base 161 to 1969 and encodes 602 amino acids. NCBI's taxonomy places the organism in Eukaryota, Metazoa, Chordata, Lepidosauria, Squamata, Anolidae. Gene Ontology annotation, molecular function: acetylcholinesterase activity. The transcript is spliced from 4 exons. The record is from RefSeq and is a predicted model, not a curated record. Gene Ontology annotation, cellular component: plasma membrane. Gene Ontology annotation, biological process: choline metabolic process; acetylcholine catabolic process.